Messenger RNA from Brassica oleracea var. oleracea, 170 nucleotides. RefSeq lists its product as uncharacterized. Bases 21 to 170 code for a protein of 49 amino acids. The record is from RefSeq and is a predicted model, not a curated record. The transcript has 2 exons. NCBI's taxonomy places the organism in Eukaryota, Viridiplantae, Streptophyta, Magnoliopsida, Brassicales, Brassicaceae.
CUAUUUUUUUAGUGUUGAGAAUGUGCAUUGUUGGAAACAAGAAGAAGGGAAACAGAUCAUUGAAGGAAAUAGGAACUUUUAUGAUGACUACAUGUUUCAUUGCUAAUUACCAAUCCGUUCAAGUUUGCCAGGCAGAAUAUUUCAGACAGUUACUUAAGCCUGUAACGUAG